CCUCUGUGAUAGCCUACGUACUAUACAUCUCUCAACAUAUUCUAUUCUACUUGUUGUCUUCCCGUGUUUCGUAACUAGACACCAGUUCAAUUUUAUUUUCUGGACCAGGUAGUCCACAGCUCAACAUCGAAUCCAGUUUUCUGUCGCUCCCGCAUAGUCAAACACCAUGAAGAACUUUGGCGCGAUCCUUUUCCUCUUGGCCUCUGCCGGCUCUUUCGUGACGGGCACGCCAGCAUUCAAAAGUGAGAGGCGAGCUGUUUCGGCUGAACCUGCCAGCAUUGCGGCUCGGGCACUGGAACUCGCACCCAGAGUUGUAGUCGGAACUAGGUCAAACAACACAGAAAAUGCGGCCAAGUUAUUAGCGAUCCCAAGGGGUAUGAAUUCUACGGAGAAUGUGGCCGGCUCUUUAGUAGUUACCCGCAGGAAUGGAAACUUCUCCGAAGCCGCAAACGAGAAACGGUCUUCUGGUCUUCACCUGCGACGAGGAAACCUUAGGAUGAGGUCCUCAUUGAACGAGACUGAUGUCUAGAGGGUCAGUCCGAGCGAAGAGGUCCGAUGAUUGGUGAACAAUUCCGUGGAAGGUUAAGAAUGCAGAGAGGAUAUCACCGAGUACGUCACUCGACUUGAACUGGGUUUCAGGAUAGAUAGAUUCUACCACAGGUUGGAAUAUAAUAGAUAUAGAUUUACACGUUGAGAUCGUCGGUGCUACUGGUGUGUCUUGGAACAUGGGCGCACAGAUGCGACCAAUGUCUAAAGUACAGUUGGAUUAUGUGUCGUAGGUAUGAUACAUCAAGUACAAGCCGUGAUGGAUAGUCCCAUGACGCAGGUGAGCUCAUAGAAUACUGCUCGUUGAUCUAAAUAUCGGCUGAAAUAACAAUUGUGUGAAUCGCAAGUUCAUGGUAGCAUGAGCAGCUAAUAUCGGCCAAAUCCCUAUCUUGCUGGCAAAGGGCAAUUUAGUUCUCGAGCCCAUUGAUAAUGUCAUAAUUAGCCUUGAUUCGAAUAUAUUAAGAGGCACUAUAUAAUAGUAGGGGUAUAAAUAGUACCGGCAGAUAACGACAUGCGGUAAGAAGGAU
Molecule: messenger RNA, 1073 nt
Organism: Daldinia decipiens
Lineage: Eukaryota; Fungi; Ascomycota; Sordariomycetes; Xylariales; Hypoxylaceae
Exons: 7
Coding region: 167-529 (120 amino acids)
Source: RefSeq, a predicted model, not a curated record